This is a messenger RNA of Stegastes partitus (bicolor damselfish), 1452 nucleotides long. RefSeq names its product autophagy related 101 (gene atg101). The record is from RefSeq and is a predicted model, not a curated record. NCBI's taxonomy places the organism in Eukaryota, Metazoa, Chordata, Actinopteri, Pomacentridae. Gene Ontology annotation, molecular function: protein kinase binding. The coding region runs from base 405 to 1061 and encodes 218 amino acids. Gene Ontology annotation, cellular component: phagophore assembly site; Atg1/ULK1 kinase complex. Gene Ontology annotation, biological process: autophagy; autophagosome assembly. The transcript has 2 exons.
UUAACGUGGUUUUCUUGUGUAAUUUUAUAAAGAAUACUACUGCGGUACGGUACAGAAAUUAUGUUUAACUUUAAAUCGAAUUUAAAGAAAACGCGGGUAUUUUGCACUACGCGGCUUUCCGUAGUUUGUCCUCCUGUUAUCAUCAUUACAACAUCCUCUUGUAGCAAAACAUCCAGCUAGCCAGGCGCUUGCUCACUACAUUGAACUCCUGUACAGGUGGGCCACCCUUUAUAAAAGUUUAUAAACGGAACAGUUUGUGUUUUAAUAGACAGUUAAAGGCGGUGUUGGAUAGUCCCCGCCCAUCCGGAGAGGUAAACAAAGCGUGUCUUCGUCAUCGAGCGACCGAGCUGCUAGCUAGCGUCACCCUCGUCGCAUUGUCCCUUAUAAAUGGACACAACUUCGCCAUGAAUUGUCGCUCUGAAGUUCUCGAGGUGACGGUGGAGGCGAGGCAGGUGGAGGAGGCGAUGCUGGCUCUGCUGCACACCAUCUUAUUGCACCGCAGCACCGGGAAGUUUCACUACAAAAAGGAGGGCACCUACUCCAUCGGCACCGUGGGCACGCUGGACUUCGACUGUGACUUCAUCGACUUCACCUUCGUCAGGGUGUCUUCAGAGGAGCUGGACAGGGUGAUCAGGAAAGCUGUGUCUGAGUUCAAGGAUGCUCUGAGCAACUCUGGCAGCGAUGGCAUGGGACAGAUCUCCCUGGAGUUCUACCAGAAGAAGAAGUCCCGCUGGCCUUUCUCUGACGAGUGCAUCCCCUGGGAGGUGUGGAGCAUCAAGGUCAAUGUUGUCAACCUGGCCAAUGAGCAGGAGAGACAGAUCUGCAGGGAGAAAGUAGGAGAAAAGCUGGGGGAGAAGGUGAUCAACGUGGUGGAGGUCAUAAACCGCCACGAGUACCUGCCAAAGAUGCCCACCCAGUCUGAGGUGGACAAUGUUUUUGACACUAGUCUCAAAGAUGUCCAGCCGUAUCUUUACAAAAUCACAUAUCAGAUCACUGACUCGCUGGGCACCUCUGUGAGCACCACCAUGAGGAGGCUGAUUAAGGACACGCUGGCGCUGUGAGGACGCUCCAAGACAGCAGAUACAGAUGAUGUGGAUCAUCCAUAACCAUCCGUUGUAAUGCUUCACAGCUUUUUUUUUUUUUACAUCCAAAAUCGUGGAUUGUCAGCUCUACUUCUGCCACAACGAAGCAGUCUCAGUGUGUUUUCUGACGUCUCUGCUGUGGUUCUGGUAUUGCUUGUACCUUAAGAUGUUCAAUUAUCUAAUCUUUAUUUUAAAGAUGUUUUGAUUUUUUUCCCAAAUUGUCAACCACCAUCUAGAAUCGCAGCUUAAACACAGUAGGAUAUAGGUACAUAUAUCAAUGGAAUAUUUCAGAAUUUGUGUUGCUGAUAAUGUCGUAUGUAAAUCAUUGCACAUUUUGACAAUAAAUGUCGUUUACUGUAAUUAAUUCUAA